UGGUCCCUUACCUAUUUACAGCGUAGGUCAGGCAAAAGGCAAAACAACGCUUGCUUACUCUGUAAAUGCUGAACCCUAGUUUUAGUCACAACGUACAAGCUACUGCAACACUAUUUGUUGAAGCGUAAAAUGGCAUCUAUUAAGCUACCCGGCUUUUCAUCGUCGUUGAUAAAAGCUCGGUUCCUCCCCUUCAACCAUGAUGGUUCCCGUGGCAAUACUGUCGUUUGUAUUCGCCGGGAUGUCGAUCCUCUGAGUCUGGAAUUCUCCAGCACUAACUCUCUCAGAACUCUCUCCCUUCGCUCCUAUGCUUCUUCGUCGCCUGUCAUCUCGGCAAAAUUGACCACCGAGGCUUCUGCUAAGGUAAUUGAUGGAAAAUCGGUAGCGAAGACGAUUCGAGAUGAGGUAGCUGCUGAAGUUUCUAGGAUGAAAGAUGCAAUUGGUGUUGCUCCUGGAUUGGCAGUUAUUCUCGUUGGAAAUAAGAAGGAUUCUGCAACUUACGUACGCAACAAGAAGAAGGCUUGUGAAUCUGUGGGGAUUAAUUCUUUCGAAGUGCAUUUACCUGAGGAUUCCGCAGAGCAAGAAGUGCUCAAGUUUAUCUCGGGCUUCAAUGAUGAUCCUACAGUUCAUGGCAUCCUUGUGCAGUUGCCUCUACCUUCUCACAUGAAUGAGCAGAACAUAUUGAAUGCUGUUAGCCUGGAGAAAGAUGUUGAUGGGUUUCACCCACUAAACAUUGGUCGUUUGGCCAUGCGAGGAAGAGAUCCCUUGUUUGUUCCAUGUACGCCCAAAGGAUGUGUAGAGUUGUUGCAUAGAUAUGGUGUUGAAAUCAAAGGAAAGAGGGCUGUUGUAAUAGGCCGGAGCAAUAUUGUUGGAAUGCCAGCUGCUCUGCUUCUGCAAAGGGAAGAUGCAACCGUUAGUAUUGUCCAUUCUAGGACCAAGAAUCCUGAAGAGGUCACAAGACAGGCAGAUAUCAUUAUUUCUGCCGUCGGGCAACCAAACAUGGUUAGGGGGAACUGGAUAAAGCCUGGUGCAGUUAUAAUUGAUGUUGGGAUAAACCCAGUAGAGGAUUCAAAAAGUCCCCGAGGCUAUCAGUUGGUUGGAGAUGUUUGUUAUGAGGAGGCCUGCAAGGUUGCUUCUGCAAUCACUCCGGUUCCUGGGGGAGUUGGUCCAAUGACUAUUGCAAUGCUUCUCUCCAACACUCUUAUCUCCGCAAAGAGGAUGCACAACUUCCAAUGAGAUUCCUUGGAGAAGUGUUGGAAGGUCCAGAAUAGAUCAUAAUUUAAAUGUAUCUUUAUGGGGACGGCUCCUUUGAAUUUGAGUCCCUAAUUUAUACCAUAUCUUGUUCCUGCCUCAUUAUUAUUUAUUGCUAUCAGUUUCAGAAAUCAAAAUGAGAUGUCGUCAGAGAAUAAGAAUGAUGCUUCUGGCAGGAAUUUUAUACUAUAUUUCACAGCGAGGAAUAGAUAACAGUAGUUUAAAAAUGCAUUGCCAAGCCUCAAGAGGCUUUCUAUCAUUCCCUGAUUUAUUGUAAA
Molecule: messenger RNA, 1526 nt
Organism: Carica papaya (papaya)
Lineage: Eukaryota; Viridiplantae; Streptophyta; Magnoliopsida; Brassicales; Caricaceae
Product: Amino acid dehydrogenase family protein
Biological process (GO): tetrahydrofolate interconversion
Cellular component (GO): cytosol
Molecular function (GO): methylenetetrahydrofolate dehydrogenase (NADP+) activity; methenyltetrahydrofolate cyclohydrolase activity
Source: RefSeq, a predicted model, not a curated record